Messenger RNA from Sclerotinia sclerotiorum 1980 UF-70, 1236 nucleotides. RefSeq lists its product as hypothetical. The transcript has 6 exons. Bases 1 to 1236 code for a protein of 411 amino acids. The record is from RefSeq and is a predicted model, not a curated record. NCBI's taxonomy places the organism in Eukaryota, Fungi, Ascomycota, Leotiomycetes, Helotiales, Sclerotiniaceae. Gene Ontology annotation, molecular function: oxidoreductase activity.
AUGUCAAUACCAUCAAACCCCUCAACUAAGCUACGCAAACAAAACCCUUCAUUACCUCCGAGAAUCUGUAUAGUUGGUGCUGGACUUUCAGGACUCCGGUGCGCCGAUAUUUUACUCCAGCAUGGUUUCGACGUCACAAUAUUGGAAGGCCGCGAUCGAAUAGGUGGAAGAGUUCACCAAAUAAACCUACCAUCAGGUCCCCUAGUCGAUUUAGGGGCAAAUUGGCUUCAUGGUAGUGAGGAUCAGCCUUUAUUAGAUAUCGCCAAGAAGACAAACACAGAGGUGCAUACCUGGGCUGAAAAGGUGUGGGAGAUAAUUCAUGGAGCUUUUAAGUAUUCCGAGGAAAAUUCGGAGACUAUUGAUCCAGAUAAGAGUCUUUAUGAUUUUAUAGAGGAAAAGCUUUUGGAAGUAUACCCUGAUGAUGCUGAGAAGAGGAGAGUCUCGAUCCAGUUUGCUGAUAUAUGGGGAACUUUUGUUGGAACUUCAGUCAAAAAGCAAAGUUUGAAGUUCUUUUGGCUGGAGGAGUGCAUUGAUGGAGAAAAUAUCUUCGUGGCGGGAACAUAUAAAAAUGUUCUCGCUCAUGUAGCCAAACCAGCUCUGGAAAAUGCAAAGAUAGAAUUCUCAACCAAAGUUACUCGGGUGGAAACAAAUCCAAAUAGCCUCGCUGUAUUCAUAGACGACGGUAAGAAGCUCGAGUUUGACGAGGUAGUAAUGACAACACCCCUCGGCUGGUUGAAGAAAAACAAAGAAGCCUUCCAACCUGAACUCCCUUCACGAUUUCUUUCCGCCAUUGAUUCCCUCGGUUUUGGCUGUCUCGAAAAGAUCUACAUAACUUUCCCUCGCCCUUUCUGGGGCAACGCUGCCCUCUCCCUCUCCGCACAAACCUUCGACGGUUUCACCCAAUGGCUCUCGCCCGUCUACACCCCCACCACAAACCCCGACAAAUGGCAUCAAGAAAUCGUACCUUUAUCAUCCUUCACGCCAGAAAAUGCACACCCUACACUCCUCCUCUACAUCUACGGUGCACAAUCCUUACAUUUCGCCAAAACUCUUUCUACUUUGCAAACACAAAUUGAAAAGGAUGAAUUUUUGAUUACAUUUUUUAAACCAUACUAUUCACUUCUUCCAAAUUUUAAAGAGGAAGAUGAGGGAUGCAGACCGCUAAGUUGUGUGGCGACUACGUGGGGUAAUGAUGACUUGGCGGGAAAUGGAAGAUGGGCGGGAAAGGGUGUGUGA